This is a messenger RNA of Symsagittifera roscoffensis, 1678 nucleotides long. RefSeq lists its product as uncharacterized. Lineage: Eukaryota; Metazoa; Xenacoelomorpha; Acoela; Convolutidae. The record is from RefSeq and is a predicted model, not a curated record. The transcript is spliced from 4 exons. Bases 210 to 1214 code for a protein of 334 amino acids.
AUAACGAUUGGUAGAUUGUUUGUCCAAAGAGUAGAUUGAUCGUCCGAAGUUACUCAUUUGAAUUUUGAACUCACUCAAACUUAGUUGCACUCAAAUUGACAACACCGAAAUAUAAAUCAGCACCCAAUAACCUCUGUGAAACUUUCAAUCCCAUAAUUUUCUAACUAUUUUCAAAUUUUCUGCAAUUCUUCGAUAAUUUUCUGAUCGAUAUGCCUAAGAUCACAGACCUGGUUACUUUUGACCAUCUGGAGUCGCAAGAUGGGUGCCAAACUACAGAUACCAUCUUCCACGUGCAGCCAGUGGGAUUCGGAUUCAACUUCGAGACCGCCCAGGAUAACUCUUACAUGAGCGAAGAGGAGGCCGAGUGUCUCAAUGCACAGUUCAUAGAGGCCAAUGCCCUCCACGAAAGCGACGCCUUUGUCCAGACACUCUCAAAUGCAGGAGUAACUGUUGUGGUCAGUCGAGGCGAGCAAAACACGCCCGACGCUGUUUUUCCCAACAACUGGUUCUCGACCCAUUCGGCAUACGAGGGUCACCCAUACCGACUCAUCCUCUACCCCAUGACAUGUGAGUCCAGAAGAGCCGAACGAAGUGCCGAGCGAAUUCACUUAAUCAAAGCCUACUGCGGGGUCGUAGAUGACUCACAAGUUUUGGAUCUCAGCCACUAUGAGGAAGAGGGCAAAUUCCUCGAAGGAACAGGAGCCUGUGUUUUCGACCGAAUCAACAAAGUAUGCUACGUAGGCUUGUCCAAGCGCGCUGAUGCUGAAGUCGCACAAGAACUCUGUGACCAUAUAGGGUACAAAUUGAUCACUUUUAAGACCCAUGAUGAAACAGACAUGCCUAUCUUCCAUACUAACGUGAUGCUUAACAUCGGUAACACAUUUGCAAUGCUCUGCGACGAAUGUUUUGCUUGUGGCGACGAGCUCGAAAUGGUUCAACAUAGUUUGGCGACAUCCGGAAGAACUGUGGUUCCGAUAUCAUUGUUGCAAGUCCGCUUCUUCUGCGGCAAUGCGCUCGAGUUGCGAGGCGAGAAAAAUGGGGAGCCUAUGUUUUUCAUUACGAUGUCGCAGAAUGCGUGGGAUAACUUGUUUGAUUGGCAGCAAUCGUUGAUUCAAGAACAUGUUGAUGAUGUAAUACCGAUUCCAGUGAACACAAUCGAACGAAUCGGAGGCGGAUCAGUUCGCUGCAUGAUCGGACAAUUGUUCACUUCGUAAUCAACUCAUAAAUGUUAAAAAUCUUGAACGGUUUUUUAGAUGAGCACUAUUUGUUCAAUAAAAAACAAAAAUGAAUUUUCAGCCCCUAAAAAUUUAAAAAGGAAACCAGCAAAACAUUUUUUAUAUAUUUUUUUGAUGUCAUAAAGGAGCCACGAAGACCAAAAGUUUCAAUUGAUUACAGUCUGAGAACAUUUCAACCCUAGUUUGAAGCAGAUGUACCAACCCUUCAUAAUUGGACUAGUUACGAUAACUAGUGCCAAACUUGAUAGUUUGUUCAAGCUUUUUGACCAAAACUGUGUAAAUAUCUUUUAUCCUGAACUCUUAACCCCAUUUUUCGCCGAUUAGUUAGUUAGUUUAUCUAUCUAUUUCUAACUGCGAUUAGACUUUGCGCUUAGUUUGUAGUUAUAAGUUUGUUUGAGUUGUUCAAAUUCAAUAGUUUUUCACCAAUAGAUGUUACUAGCUGA